Molecule: messenger RNA, 2448 nt
Organism: Westerdykella ornata
Lineage: Eukaryota; Fungi; Ascomycota; Dothideomycetes; Pleosporales; Sporormiaceae
Exons: 4
Coding region: 65-2056 (663 amino acids)
Biological process (GO): DNA recombinase assembly; double-strand break repair via single-strand annealing; double-strand break repair via homologous recombination
Cellular component (GO): nucleus
Source: RefSeq, a predicted model, not a curated record
CAACUCUCCACCUCCCAAACCACCAACCACCCCUCCCAUGUCCACGCCCACCUGAGACGCGACAAUGCCUGCACCAGGCGACCAAUACGCCUCCCCGCACAUCAAGAACCCCUUCGACGAACGCUCCGUCUCCGCCUUCACAGCCGCCGAAAUCGCAACCCUGCAAAGCCGCCUGGACAAGCAGCUGGGUCCCGAGUAUGUUUCGCAUCGAUCCGGCGCCGGAGGGAGCAAAGUAGCGUAUUUGGAGGGGACCAAGGCGAUUGCGUUGGCGAAUGAUGUGUUUGGCUUCAAUGGGUGGAGUAGUUCGUUGCAGCAGGUGCAGAUUGAUUAUGUGGAUGAGAGUCCGAAUGGGAGGGUGAAUCUAGGGCUGUCAAUUGUCGUGAGGGUUACGUUGAGGGAUGGCACGUAUCAUGAGGAUAUAGGCUACGGCACCAUCGAGAACUGCAAAGGCAAGGGUGCUGCCUUUGAGAAGGCGAAGAAGGAAGCCGCGACAGAUGGAUUGAAACGCGCACUUCGUAACUUCGGCAAUGUCCUGGGCAAUUGCCUCUACGAUAAGGAGUACCUAAAAAAGAUUGGGAGUAUGAAGGUCAAGCCGACAAAGUUCGACGAAUCCAAAUUACACAGGCAUCCGGAUUUUCGGCCCCCGCCACAGGUUAAGGAGGAAUGUGCAGCGGUGAAGAAGGAGGAAAAUGCAAUGGUAUCCGUGGGACAGGAUGGGGUGUCGAGAACGGCGGCCCAACGGACACCUACGGGUGAAAGCAUGGAUUUCGACGACGAGUUUGGCGGGAAUGAUUUUGAUGGCGUCGAGUUCAGCGAGCAUGGCGGCGAUGAAUUCACGCUCGACAGUCUCUCUGUCCCUGAAGAUGGCCCGGGAAAAGCUCCCGAGGUGUCGAUUGGAUUAGUUCAGAAUAGCGGACCACUACAGCGACCUGGCGUGGCGAUAAACAAUGGCACAGCCCAACAGCCUACAAGACGAAUGCCAUCGAUACCCUCGGGCAAUGCAGCGAAUGGUACCAGCCAACCCCGACGACAAGAACAACAACGGAAUCAAGGACUACCUAGGUCAGGCGCUCAAGCACCCCAGACGCCCGUCCGUCCAGAGGCACAGCGACCCCAUGGGCCCGGAGCAACAGUCGACAUCCACGCUGCUCCCAACGCCGCCGCUCAGCAAGCUCAGCAAAGACAGCCUUUCAACCCAACCCCUCCUCAAGCCCAGCAGAACAGCAAUAACAGCAAACAACCUCCUGCCCCGCAUCAACAACAACAACAACAGCAGCAGCCCGCACACCCUCGUCCACCGCAACAGGAGGAACAAGGCCAUCCUUUCGCCAUACCAGCAGCAGCGCAAGUCGGCUUCUUACAUCCCAAAGCUGCGGAACGCCUUCGAGACGUGGAUCCCUCAGGGCCGCUCCCCCCAGAAGUAAAAGUAUUCAACCCGCACGCCGAAUCUCCGCAGCUCGAAGCGAAGAGGACCCCUGGAAUUGACCGCUCAAGGUCCAUGAAGAUUAAGAGGGAGCAGGUUGGUCUGCCGCCGGCAAACUUACCUGGUCAGCAGGGGCAGCAGGGGGGCAUCGGAGUUGGACUUGGGAUGAGGAACAGUAACGUGGCUGGCGGUGUUCACGGUGGUGGAGGAGGCCAACCCUUCCGACCUCUCACGACGGCCGCGACGACGACGACGGUGAAUAAUGCUCGUCCGCAUCCGAAUUUUGUGAAUCCGAAUACGGAUCCGAAUCGGAGGAUUGGGGUCCCUGGGGGUGGACAUGCGAUGAGUCCGUUGGCGAAUCGGGGGGCGUAUAAAUCUCCUGUUAUCCAUGGGCAGGGCGGGAACGGGGCGGCAACAGCAGGAGGAGGAGGAGGAGGUGGAGGAGUCAAAAGACCCCCGCUGGCGGAUGUUAGUACCCAUUAUUCUAACGGGGGCAAUGGCGGAAACGGGGGUAUAGGCGAUGGAGGAGCAGAAGGCGGGAUGGAGCCGAAUAAGAGACCGAGGUUGGACGGUGGGGGGAUGGGAGGGAAGGCACUGGAUAGGGAGAACGUGGCGCCAGGGGAUGCGUCGUAGAAUGGUAUGAGGAGGAGAGAGAGAGUGGGGGAGUUUUGUUCGAUCUCCUGAGCGUUCUGAUUCGGAUCAUUCCUCGGCGACGAGCUGUGUUGCUCGUUUUCUGGCAUUUGCUUUUGGUGUUUUCCUUUUUUCUUUGGCGUUGGGUGUUGGACGGAAUGCACGUUGCACGUUGCACGUUGCAGGGUGCGGAAUCUAACCUGCCGGUAUUCUUUAAAGUCAGUCGGGUUUGGCAAUGCAGGCGGUUUGGAAGGGGAGAAGGAAGGUCUAGGGAUGGCGCCUUUUUUUGGGUACUUUUGGCUUUCCUUUUCUUCACCCUUUUGGGCCGCGCAGAAAUGAUAAGCGAAGAGCGAAGAAAGGGGUUGACAGAUACAUCAAUACUACUUCUAUUGAAC